This is a messenger RNA of Drosophila yakuba, 1900 nucleotides long. RefSeq names its product glucose transporter type 1-like. Lineage: Eukaryota; Metazoa; Arthropoda; Insecta; Diptera; Drosophilidae. Bases 1094 to 1441 code for a protein of 115 amino acids. The transcript has a single exon. The record is from RefSeq and is a predicted model, not a curated record.
UCCAAAACACGCCGGCGUUGCACCCCAAAUACCCGAAUCCGAAUCCGAACCCGAUUCCGAACCCCAAUCCGAACCUGAAUCCGAAUCCGAGUCCUCCGAAUCAUCGGAAUCCUUCCCGUUCUGAAAUCCUGAAACCACAACCACACCUCGAUUGCGUUUCAGUUUCACUUCCAGUUUCCGUUUGAGUUUUUAAUUUCCUCGUUAUUUGUUGUGCAAAUUGCUCGAACCACACACCCAAUAUUUGCAUAUCCAAACACACAGGUUGUGAGACAAACACACACACAACACACAAGCCAGUAAAUGUCCUGUAGGUAAACAUAAAAGACCCUAAUUUUGAAUUUACUCGUUAACUGUUAACUGUUUAAGCCGAACAAACUGUACCUAUGUAAAUUGCCUCACGAACCAAACUUGCCUAACGCGUCGCAUAAUUAAUUUUUUGUUUGACACAACCGAAAAUGCGUCUAAAAUCUGUAGGGAUUUUAAAACAUUGUUUUUUUGGGUGACAGGGAAACAUGAAAUUUGGAUGUUGACAAACACACCUUUUCGAGCAAUUAGACAAUAGAUGUUUCGUUAGUUUACCACAACAAAAAAUUCUGCAUUUCCCCGAUCCAUUCAAAAUCCCUUUCUCCAAACUCCAUCAUCUCCACUCAUUAAUCUAAGUGUGUGUGUAUCUAUGAAUUUGCGACUCUUAUCGUUUGCCUAGUAACUCUGAAGUACUUGUAUUAUUUGGAAUGUCCUAUUAACUUAGUUGCUUGUUAUUGUAGAAAUUCGAUCUGUACUACUCUCUUCUACUUCUAAUCUGUAACUAAAAUCUGAUGCGAUGCUCGCGUCCGUCUGAAUAAAUUAACUAUCUUGCAUUGUUUAUUUCCAUUCGGAUUUAUGAAUUGUGUUUUUUUCGGAUCAAACAAUUUUAAACAUUGGAACCCUAUCAAUCAAUCGAUCAAAAUCAACCAUCAACUGGACCUCUAACACACAACCAACACUCAACUAUUGUAUGUAACCAACUCGACUCGACAACAACUACCAAUAUUGGCGCCUAUCUGAUCUUGCAUGAAAUGAAAACCAAAACUCAAUCGAUAAUUGAAAAUCAAAAAUGAAAAACAAAAAAAAAAAAAACAAACCGAGAAAUCCCUUUGCCGUGCAUUGUAAUAAUCAAGUGUUUGGUACGACCUCGUUUUCCCUGACGGUUGAAGGCAUGGGUCCCUAUCCGCUGAGCGAUAGCACCAAUCUGCUGGGUCCCGGAUCGAGCAGCUAUGGUCCCGGCGGAGUCCUCGGAUCCGCUUCCGGAUCGGGUGGCCAUUGCUACACGAACUACGGCACCAAUCUGCAGACGCCGCAGGUGGCGCGGAAGUGCCACUACGACGAGGUCGACGACUACAGUUUCCGCCGGCACUCGGCGCACGGAAGGAUGUCAUGUAGGUUGACCCAGCACCACCGCUAAUAAUAAGCCACCACAACCCAGCUGAGCCACUGACCCACUGAGUCACCACGCAGCCACUCAGCCACUCAGCCAAUCACGAAAGCAUUUACACGAAAAUGCCCAAAACCAAAUGCACCCAGUCGAAUCUAAGCCAUAUAUAUAGCCACCAAACAUAUAGACGUAUAUAUCCAAAUAGGCUAAGGCUCAAGCUGAAGCGCUGAAACGAACCACCGACAGUUCGGAACUGAUGAACCGUAGCUUACAUUGUUUUCCUUUCGUUCCUUUAUAGUACGCAAGUGAAGGGAAAGCCACUGAUCUUGGGACCAACUAUUUUAGAGACAAAAAGAGGAGCGAACCGAUUGGCUAAGUAAUGAAAAGUCGCACCACUCUCUGAAAACCGAACACCAAACACCACACACCACACACCAAAUACCCAACUCACCCACUCGCUCAAGGAUCAGAAAGAAAAGUGCCAAUAAU